AUGGUUAUCGAGACGACUUCUUCCAGCGUGAGCCCUCGGCCGAGGCGAGCGAGCGAGCCAGUCCCGCCGACCUCCCUCCUGCCGUUCAAGCCGUUGAUGGCCGGCGAGAAACGGCAACAACGUGAGCCGGGAGCAAACGGAGGGCCGACUCUCGACCAGUGCCUUGUCCUCCCCUCUGGGGGAGCGCUGAAGAUCGAUGGGCUGCUCUCGACGUCUGGCGCGGAGAGAGAAUGUGGCGUCAGCAUCGGUAACGGUGACGGUGCUGGUGGCGCAGAUGCCGACAGGGGUGGUGGUGACGACGAUCGGGGAAACGGUUCGAGCAACAGCUUGGAAAAAGACGGAGCGGGGGUCGCUUGCCCACUUCCAGGAGCAGAGAGAGAGGAUGACAAUGGCGGAGAUCGGGCCAUUAUUUCGAGUUUUCAUUUCAACACCCCUGGCUCACAGGCUAUUGUCGAGGUCGAGGCAGGGGAAUGCUUGGAGGAGGAGGAGGAGCAGGCUGCAGCGAGUUGUGACAAAUCCGCCACGGUUGAGACCCCAGAUGCCCCGGAAACUAUACCAGGCGACUCAAAGGGACCACCCGUCGGCUCUCGCGCCCAAGAAGAAGUUCCACAAUGUAUUUCCGACAGAGGCUACGGCGGAAGUAAUGACGGUAGCAACGAUGCCAGUAACAACGGCAACGGUAGCAACUGCGAUGAGACCUACGAAAGUGACGCGGUCGAAGGAGACGAACCGGAAAGGCGCGAGCGGCCGGGUGGACAGCCCUCGUCUCCCGAAACAGGAGAUGUUUGCCGAUCCUCGAUGGUUUGCGACGAGGAGGAAACGACAGCUAUUGCUGCUGCUGCUACCAGCGGCAACGACGGCAGCCACAGCGCCAACAACGACGACAGCUGCGAAAGUCACCGCAGGGUCGAAGGAGACGAACCGCUGAGGCAAGCAUCGUCGGGUGGACAGCCCUCAUCUCCCGAAACAGCGGCAGUUCGUGCAUCCUCGGUAGUUGUUGACGAGGGGGAGCUGGCCGCCGCUACUGUCGCCAGUGGCAACGAUGCCAACAACGAUAGCACGAACAGCGACGGCAGUUACGACGGUCACCGGAGUGUAAAAAAUGACAAAGCGCAAACGCCAGAGCCACCGGGUGGACUACCCUCAUCUCCCGAAACAGAAGUUUGUGUAAGCUCGACGGUUGGUCACGAGGAGGAAUCGGCCGCCGCCCCCGCUGCUGACACUGCCCCUGCGGCCAUUGACGAUAUUCUCACUGUCUUCGUUGGUUCCGACAGGCGAGGCACAUUGGUGGACGCCGUUGCCGUCUCAGAGAGCCCAAGCGUGUGCGACGCCGCCGCCGGUAGCAGCACCAUCGUUGACCAGGGCGAUCAAGGCAGGACGGUGGAGAACAUGGACACGAAUAAUGCGUGCGUCUCUGGGAUGGCGCCUUGUGCGCGGGGCGAGAUCAGUGUUGAAACCAGCGGGAAGAUGAAAGCGGAGGCGGAAGGGGGCGGGGAUCCUCGGGAAACCUCCGGGGCAGGGGCAGGGGAAGAACCAAACCUCCCGGGUAUCAUUCAUAAACAGGAGAGGUUGCGCAGUCAAUACGAAACCACGCGAGCAACCGAUACCGCUCCUCGGUCGACUUCGGGGGAAGAGACCAAGCCUGAGGGCGGCACUGAGCCCGCCUUUCACCCGGUCGACGCAGCAGACGCGGAACGCGAGACAACCGCGGUUGGCGUCGGAUCAGGGGCUGAGGCAUCUCCGGAAGAAGCCCGCCAAGAAGAAGUGCCGUUUCCUCAACUGGUGGACAACCAGGGUUUCCACCGCGACGAUGGUUCGCCCGGGCGAGCGGCCGUCGGUAUUGACUCAGCUGGUAGGAGCUCGGUCAAGGCCGAAACGGGUGAGGCAUCUACUGUCUUGGCGACGGGGGAAAACUCUGCUGAUGGGGGAGUCAAUGCCGGGGCAAGCGGCAGGGAAGGUGUCGCGGCAGUGGAUGUAAACGAGAGGGGUUCGCACGCCCGGGAGGGGUGUAUUGUUACACCUAGUGGCACCUGUGGUGAAACUUCCGCGCAAGAGGGUGCGGGGGGUCAAGGGGGGGAUGAAGCCGCAGGCAAUGUGAGGGGGUCGGAGGUGGAGGUGGCCCUCGUAAAUGGAAACGACAAUGCUCUUCCGAACGCUAGAGGAGAAGACAAGGGUGAGAGUGGCCAAGAGGAUACGAGCGAAGCUCGUGCCGGCGCCGGCACCGGUAAUUGUGCUACAGUCGCUGUGGAGGCGAGGGAAGGAUUUACCGGUGGGCAGAUCAGCGACGAACAGGUCCUGGAGGCAGCAACAUCGGUGGUAUACGAAGGGGCCAGGGGCGUUGUGGAGAAGGCGAUGGCGGAUGAGGGCAUGGAACACGGCGUGGGGCUUGAAAGUGUUAUUAGUGCGGAAAAUCAUGAAAUUGAGACAGAGGAGAAGCAGGGGGGCGGGCAGAACGAAGAGGGCGACGUUGCGGAACAGGUGACGGUCGAUGACGAGCACCUCGCUGCGGGAAGUCGUAUGGAUGAUGUCAAGUCCGCAGUUUCCCCUGGCCUACCAAGCGACGAAGAGGGCGGUGUGGAAAUGGGUGAAGAGGAGGAGAAGGAGGAAGAAGAAGAGAAGGAGGACGAGAAGGAACGUAGUGACGAAGGAACCAGGGGCGAGGAGGUCGAGCACGGUAACAGCAUCGUUGACAACGAAACCCUUGUGGAGGAGACUCUGGCCGGUCUGUCCUCUUCUGCACCCGAUGGAGUGGCGAACAACUCCUCUGUUGAGCCCGCUGCUGAUAUCAGCGAUGGAUUCAUCUCCAGCUUCACUGAAGAUCGGCUGGACAACAACACGGCGACGAUUGACGUGGCGCCCGCGGAAGCAGACGGCGCCACCCCUCCCGUGGAUUGGGAUAUCUUGGCGAAGAAUCAGGCGGAAGAGGUCGAGGUGCCUCUGGACUGGGAAGCUUUGGCGCGGGAAGUCGAAGCUGAGUGGGUGUUGGAGGGCAGCGGAGACGAGAGCGAGCUUUCGUUUACGGCAAACUCGCCACCGGUCAACGCCCCGGCCUCCCCAGCCAAGGCCGCUGAAGCGUCUGUUCAAUACUCCGGGGAUGAACUUGCGCUUGCAACGGCGGAGGAACGACCGCCGAGUCUCGCCUCUGUCGGUCUUGUGGACUCAGCGUCGGCGCACGGCAGUAGUGAACCUGAGUGGCAGCAGGAGGUGGAGGUGGAGGGAGAGCCGGAGAGGCGGGCGGGCGGAGAUGAGGGUGAGCCGCCAGAAUCCGCGCCACCGACGGCUACUCCGCCCCAUCCCCGGCGAAGUUACGAUGAUGGCGGCUCCGGUGGCAGCAGCGGCGUGGCAGUGACGCCCCCCUCUGACGCGAAUUUCCGGCAAGACACAAAGGAGGCAAAAGACGACUCCGACUGCGGCUCUUCGCUAUCACUCACGGAUGGACCGGUCAGCAGCAUCGCCGGGCUGCCGGUCACGGAGGCCACAACUUCGACCCCGGCCCUUGCUGGGCAACCCUUUGUCCAGGACAGCGAGGGCGUUACACCUACCCAUGCUAUCAGUGCCGCGCAGACCUCCGUUUCCGCUUCCCCGGCCCGAUCCCAACAGGCGCAACGAGCGACUUUGACCGCUCCUGAGGAGGACGCCGGCGCUUGCCCUCCCGCGAAAGGGGACCCGCCCGCUUCCCCGAGCAAUGCUCCCGGCCAGCCCCAGUCUGAGGCCGCCGCGGAAACCGGCGGCGACGGCAACGGUGUCCCAGUCUGUGAGAACAGCGGCCACCAAGACGCACAGGCCGCCGACCCUGUAGUACGUGUACCCCCUGUCGGUGACGGCCGCGACGGGGGAGCGGGACCGCCGGAGGCCACAGCACGGAACGGGUCUGGUGACGUCGGGAUUACAUGUGCGCAGGGCUCGUGCGGGUGCGUACUGAUGUGAGGGCGCGCGUACGUCGGGAUGACGACAGAGGGUAGAUGUGGUGGGUGUAGGCGGUGUCGCAUCGUGCGAUAUGGGGUUUCAGCACUUGGACAAAAAGGCUGCCGAUUUGUUGCUGAAAUGAGCAACCUUGAGUAAGAAACGACAGCAAACACCACAACGUGGGUGUACGUGCGGAGGUUUGGUGGUGUGGGUGUGGGUGUGCGUGUUGUUCGCAUGUAACUUUCGUAGUCCGUCUUCGGUAUUUGUCCGAGUCCUUGUGAUUUUUUUUCAGUGGCUGGUUGCUUCACCGGUAAAAGCGUCUAUAUCUGUGCUCCAGGCGCAAGCGUUCAGUAUUGUAUCAUGUUUGUGGGACGCUUACAGAUGAUUCAUGGUGGAUGCCAAAUAUUGGAUUACGCCGCUGCUUUGCUAAAUAGUAGUCGUGUUGACUGUUUUCGGUAGUAGGUGCUCAUGGCGUGCUUUGUGCAGUCAAGUUUUCGUCGUCUAGAGCGUCUUCCCGGGGACUGUAUAAACGUUUGGUGCUGCUCUUGUCGGUAUUUUCCUGUCGCGUGCUCUGGCUGCGCGGCGUCUGCAUAUAUGUAUGGCGGGGUUGCUCGUGUUUUGCUGCUCCCAGUUUGCUCCUAUUAUUAUUCGUGUGGUGUUUGACUUUGUGGGCGGGCUGUUGCU
Ectocarpus siliculosus is the source of this 4590-nucleotide messenger RNA. The record is from the annotation of a GenBank genome assembly. Lineage: Eukaryota; Phaeophyceae; Ectocarpales; Ectocarpaceae.